This is a messenger RNA of Condylura cristata (star-nosed mole), 1567 nucleotides long. RefSeq names its product gamma-aminobutyric acid (GABA) A receptor, alpha 6 (gene GABRA6). The transcript is spliced from 9 exons. Lineage: Eukaryota; Metazoa; Chordata; Mammalia; Eulipotyphla; Talpidae. The record is from RefSeq and is a predicted model, not a curated record. Bases 1 to 1362 code for a protein of 453 amino acids. Gene Ontology annotation, biological process: regulation of postsynaptic membrane potential; chloride transport; gamma-aminobutyric acid signaling pathway. Gene Ontology annotation, cellular component: neuron projection; synapse; GABA-A receptor complex. Gene Ontology annotation, molecular function: GABA-A receptor activity; inhibitory extracellular ligand-gated monoatomic ion channel activity; GABA-gated chloride ion channel activity.
AUGGCAUCGCUUCUACCCUGGCUGUACGUUACACUGUGGAUAGAAAAUGCCCUAGGGACACUUGAAGAUGAAGGAAACUUCUAUUCAGAAAAUGUCAGUCGGAUCCUGGACAACUUGCUUGAAGGCUAUGACAAUCGACUAAGGCCAGGAUUUGGAGGUGCUGUCACUGAAGUGAAAACAGAUAUUUAUGUGACCAGUUUUGGGCCUGUGUCAGAUGUGGACAUGGAAUAUACAAUGGAUGUUUUUUUCCGCCAGACGUGGACUGAUGAGAGGUUGAAGUUUGGGGGGCCAACUGAGAUUUUAAGUUUGAAUAACUUGAUGGUCAGUAAAAUCUGGACGCCUGACACAUUUUUCAGGAAUGGCAAAAAAUCAAUUGCUCACAAUAUGACAACUCCUAAUAAACUCUUCCGAAUAAUGCAGAAUGGGACCAUCCUCUACACCAUGAGGCUUACCAUCAAUGCUGACUGUCCCAUGAGGCUGGUUAAUUUUCCUAUGGAUGGCCAUGCUUGUCCACUCAAGUUUGGGAGUUAUGCUUACCCCAAAAGUGAAAUCAUAUAUACAUGGAAAAAAGGACCACUUUACUCAGUAGAAGUCCCAGAAGAAUCUUCAAGCCUCCUCCAGUAUGAUCUUCUUGGACAAACAGUAUCUAGUGAGACAAUUAAAUCUAACACAGGUGAAUAUGUAAUAAUGACAGUUUAUUUCCACUUGCAAAGGAAGAUGGGUUACUUCAUGAUUCAGAUAUAUACUCCUUGUAUCAUGACAGUCAUCCUUUCCCAGGUAUCCUUCUGGAUUAACAAGGAGUCUGUCCCAGCAAGAACUGUCUUUGGAAUCACCACUGUUUUAACCAUGACCACUUUAAGCAUCAGUGCCCGGCACUCCUUGCCCAAAGUGUCCUAUGCGACUGCCAUGGAUUGGUUCAUAGCUGUUUGCUUUGCUUUUGUCUUCUCUGCACUCAUUGAGUUUGCAGCUGUCAACUACUUCACCAACCUGCAGGCCCAGAAAACUAAAAGGAAGGCACAGAUCGCCACCUCACCCCCUGUGACAAUAUCGAAGGCGACGGAACCUUUGGGAGCUGAGAUUGUAUUGCAUCCUGAUUCCAAGUACCAUCUGAAGAAAAGAAUCACUUCUCUCACCUUGCCAAUAGUUCCAUCCUGUGAGACCAGCAAAGUCCUCACCAGAGCUCCUCUCUUGGAAUCAACACCUGUCACACCCCCACCACUCUCUCCAGACUUUGGAGGCACCAGCAAAAUAGACCAGUACUCCCGGAUUCUCUUCCCAGUUGCAUUUGCAGGAUUCAAUCUUGUGUAUUGGGUAGUUUACCUUUCCAAAGAUACAAUGGAAGUGAGUGGCAGUGUUGACUGAUUUGCAGGCCAGUAAAUAUUCCAUGAAUUUUUAUUUUCUGCAUUCUUUCUAAAUAACAUUGAGACUUGUGUAGAUGAUUUUAUGAGCAUGGAAUCAGAAUUGAAGCUCUGUAAUGUACAACUUUGAAUUGUACAUAUGAGCCAAAAAGUGAUAACAUUUCUCCUCAAAACCAAAAGUUGAAGGUGGCUGAAAACCGUGACUUAUC